AUGUAUAACGAGAUAGAGGGAAAUUAUGAUGACGUCGCCAUCAGCACCUUCAAGAGAGGCCUGCCGACAGAGUAUGGUUUAAGGAAAUCCCUGACUGGGAAACCGGUCACCAGCGUGCACCAACUAAUGGACCGAAUCGACAAGUACAAGAGGGUCGAAGAGGACCAGCAGACGGGUAAGGGUAAAGCGAAGGCAGUCCACGCUGUGUUCCGGGAUCCAUUACAUCAGAUCUUAGAGAAAGUUAAGAACGAGUCGUUCUUUAAAUGGCCAAAUAGGAUGGCAGGCGACCCCGCGAAACGCAACCAGAACCUAUAUUGUCAAUACCACCAGGAACCGAGGCACACCACCGAUGACUGCAGAAAUCUGAAAAACCACUUGGACCAGCUGGUCCGAGAGGGAAAGCUGAGACAUCUCUUGCAUCAUUCUGGUGGCCGACAAGAGCAGACGAGUGUCGAGGCAAGGCAAAGCACCUUAAGACCGCCUAUUGGCACGAUAAAUGUCAUUCUUACCGCUCUAGGAAGAAUCGACUCCCAUCCUUUCAGAGUGAUGUCAGUGGCCCGACUCCCCAUUGAAGCUGACGACCAUGAGUCUAAGAGGGCUAAAGGGAUGGCCUCGCCCAUGCUCGGAUUCUCGGAUAAGGAUAAAGUUGGAAUUAUCCAGGCUCACGAUGAUGCUCUAGUCGUCACACUCAGGAUUGGGGAAUAUGACAUGAAGAGGGUGCUAGUCGAUCAGGGCAGUGCUGUGGAGGUAAUGUACCUCAACCUGUACAAGAGGCUAAAGCUGAGACUCAAAGACCUGACGGCAUACGAUUCCCCUUUGGUAAGUUUCGAAGGGAAAACCAUUACUCCGAAAGGCCAGAUUAAACUGCCUAUACAAACAGGCUCGGACAUAGUGGAGGUGGACUUCAUAGUGGUGGACGCAUAUUCGCCCUACAUCGCCAUUGUAGCUAGACCUUGGCUCUAUGCCCUAGGGCCUGUCUCCUCAACCUUACACCAAAAGGUGAAGUACCCGUCGAAGGGUCGGGUCAAAGAAGUGAUAGGGGACCAAGCCAUGGCCCGGCAAUGCAUGGUGUCCUCUAUCUCGCGACGGCCAAGUGCCGAGCCCUCAACCUCUACCGAGAAUGGCUUAUAG
Quercus robur (English oak) is the source of this 1131-nucleotide messenger RNA. RefSeq lists its product as uncharacterized. NCBI's taxonomy places the organism in Eukaryota, Viridiplantae, Streptophyta, Magnoliopsida, Fagales, Fagaceae. The record is from RefSeq and is a predicted model, not a curated record. The coding region runs from base 1 to 1131 and encodes 376 amino acids. The transcript has 2 exons.